GCUCCAAGUUAAAAACAGACUUUGUUUAUCUUGCUGCUCAAAUGUGCUCGGCCUCGUAGAGUCCACCUGCUCGUCUUUUGGUGUCGUUCUCGCCACAGCCACUGCUCAGCCUUAAGAGAGUUCCUCCUUCCCGAUUUUGAGUUGUUUUUUUCUCCCUGGUAAACUAAGGAAGGAACAUAGAGUAUAGAACCCGCGUGAGGGGAUUGUUAUCCCACUUAUAUAGCAGACUCUCGCCAUGGCGACCGAAGUGGACGCUCGGUCUUCAGCUCAACAGGCAGACGAGACGUUUCCUCGUGAUGACAAGCUGGAAGAGGCGGAGCGUCCCUACGCCGAUGACGACGACGACGAGCUGAAUGAGGCGGAGGUGAAUGGCAACUGGACGCCUCAAGAGAAGGCCCUGCACGAGGCGAGGCUCAAGGCCAAGGCCAAGCGACGUCUGCGCAAAUCAUCACGCAACUCCACCAGCGAGUCCCUCUCAGAGUUAGGGGACAACGCCGGAGCGGACCCUCACAGUCCAAAAGGCAAAGUCACCGCCAGUGACCGCAAAUCCAGAACGGGCAAAGGGAGAGGCCUGCCAAAAAAGGGUGGAGCAGGCGGUAAAGGUGUCUGGGGCGCCGCUGGGAUGGUUUAUGAAGACGAGGAACCUGAUUUGCAGGAUCCCAACUACGAUGAAUCUGCUCAGGGAGACACGGUUUAUGCAAAAGUUGUUCCAGAGGUGGAUGAGAGGGAACUGGGGAAAAUGGUCAACCCAAUCGUCCAGGAAUACUUUGAACAUGGCGACACAAAAGAGGUUCAGAUGCUGCUGAAGGAACUCAACUUGGGCCCCCACAAGUACGAGUUCUCCUCAGUGGCUGUCUCUCUGUCCCUGGAAGGCAAAGCCAGCCACAGAGAGCUCACCUCCCGCUUGCUGUCCGACCUGUCCGUCAAGGUGCUAACCCAAAGCGACAUGGCGCGGGCCUUUGACAAGAUGCUCAAAGAGUUGCCCGACCUCAUACUGGACACGCCCGACGCUCCGCAGAUGUUGGGCCAGUUUAUAGCCAGAGCCAUAGCGGAUCACGUCCUUCCAAUGUCAUUCCUGGACUGCUACAAAGGCAAAGUGGACUGUGACCAUGCCAGAGUGGCUUUAGACCGUGCUGCCGUGCUGCUGUCCCUGAAGAGCGCCAUGGUGCGUCUGGAUAACGUGUGGGGCGUGGGCGGUGGCCUCAGACCUGUCAAACAUCUCAUCAAGGAGAUGAACCUUCUGCUGAAGGAGUACCUGACUUCAGGAGAUGUGAUGGAGGCCGAACGCUGCCUGCGAGAACUGGAGGUCCCCCACUUCCACCAUGAGCUCGUCUAUGAGGCCAUUGUAAUGGUGCUGGAAUCCAAAGGAGACACGGCCAGCCCCAUGAUCAUCAAACUCCUGCAGUCCCUCUGGAAAACGGGCCACCUCACCGUGGAUCAGAUGAACAGGGGCUUCCAGCGGGUCUACGACGAGCUCCCCGAAAUAAAUCUCGACGUGCCACACGCCCACACGAUCAUGGAGACCUUUGUGGACCACUGCUACCAGGAGUCUGUCAUCACCAAGCAGCUAAGAGACGCCUGUCCCUCCAGAGGACGCAAGCGUAUGGUAAGCGAAGGCGACGGUGGCAAGAUAAAAAACUGAAAAUGGCCGAUGAAGAGGAUUCUCAGGAGGAGGCAUGCUGGUUUGGUUCUGUGUCCACCUUUCAUUUGGACAUCUUGACAGUUUUCACCUCCCCUCCCAGAUGACAUCUUCACAUCACCAUCAUCACAGCAGCUGUGGUGAAAGUGACACCAGUUCCCUUCAUCUUGGUCACCACUGUUAUUGUUUUUGUAAGAAUGUUCAUUGUUUCUUGGGUUGAUCCACCCCUCUCGUCUUAGCUUUUGUACUCCCCCACCCAAAAAAACAAAAAAAAAACAACUCACAGCUGGAAAUAGAGAGGGGAAGUGGACCUGCUAUUGGGGUGUUUUGCUUCACCCUUUCCAUAAAUGGACAUCUCUGUUCAGUUGUUCCUGAGAUGGUUUUGUUCAACAUUGACACUUCAUUGCUUUUCUGUCCGUUUUACAUGUUGACCAAAGUUUGAAUAUGUAUAAACAAAUUAUUUCGUUCAUUAAAAAAGGCAACAUGA
Molecule: messenger RNA, 2126 nt
Organism: Hippocampus comes (tiger tail seahorse)
Lineage: Eukaryota; Metazoa; Chordata; Actinopteri; Syngnathiformes; Syngnathidae
Gene: pdcd4a
Product: programmed cell death 4a
Exons: 11
Coding region: 236-1642 (468 amino acids)
Biological process (GO): negative regulation of DNA-templated transcription
Cellular component (GO): nucleus; cytosol
Source: RefSeq, a predicted model, not a curated record